This is a messenger RNA of Dicrocoelium dendriticum, 1326 nucleotides long. NCBI's taxonomy places the organism in Eukaryota, Metazoa, Platyhelminthes, Trematoda, Plagiorchiida, Dicrocoeliidae. The record is from the annotation of a GenBank genome assembly.
AUGCGCGGCUUCCCCCUCCGUCGGGCGUUUCCUUGUAAGAGUUUGAAACGGUUGCUUCCAGAUACUUCGUCUCUCCACUUGACUUACGUGACCACCCCAUGCCCGAAUUCACUGUUUCAUUGGCUUCCGAAGGAGCUGGAACCGCAUUUUCUGUCCUACAAGAAGCAGCUUCUGGAGGAGUAUGAUCGGCUUACUAAUUCUAUAUCAAGUAGUAUAGAAAACAGUGAAAUCAAACAUAUUGUCCCCCGUUGGGAGGUACUUCGUCCUAUUGCUGAGAUUUUUGAAGAGUUAGAUGUUCUACUACAAGCGGAUGCGGAUAUUCAGCAACUCAUUGCCGAUGUCACCGGUGCGGAGGAACCGGAUGAAGAGGAGUCACAGUUAUGUGAACUGGCACGGGUGGAACGAGAGCGGGGUAUGGCUCAUCGUCAGUCCUUGGAACAAAAGUUGCUUCAACUUAUCGCACCUAUCGACUCUUCGUUUUACCUUCCUGGUGCGCGUUUGGAACUGAUCUCCGGCGCUGGUGGUCUCGAGGCCGGAUUGUUUGCUCGCGAGCUGCUAGACAUGUAUCGCAACCUGGCGUUCAACCGUGGAUGGCAGUUCACCGUGGUCCACGAGACAAACAUGACCGGGGAGGAGUCCUGUGGACCAAAUCACGAAGCUCCUUUGGCUGUCGCCAGAGUGGAAAUUGUCGGCGAGCCGUCAUCAGCCGCCAUACAAGAUUGUCGCUCUCUCGGGGCUUAUGGGCAACUGCGUUGGGAGGCUGGCGUACAUCGUGUGCAGCGAAUUCCUGUGACGAGCAAACAUCACAAAAUACACACGAGCACAGUUGCGGUGUCCGUACUCCCCUUGGACGAUGAAGUUUCUAUUGACUUUCACGACGAUGAUCUAAAGUGGGAAUUCUUUCGGUCAUCUGGGCCAGGUGGGCAACACGUGAACCGAACCGACAGCGCUGUCCGUCUCACGCAUCUGCCAACUGGCACCGUCGUUGGGUGUCAACAAGAGCGUUUUCAGCACAUUAACAAGCGUCUGGCUUUGGAAAUGCUCAAAGAGAAACUGCUCUCGAAGCGGGUGAAAUCACGGGUAGAAACUGAGAACAUUUUACGGCGUUCACAAAUUGGUCACCUGGAUCGAUCGGAGAAAAUCCGCACGUACAACUUCCCCCAAGAUAGGAUCACUGAUCACCGACUCUCCCGAACUUGGAGCGGCAUACACUGGUUCAUGCGACAAACAACUGGUCUUUCGGAGGCCAUUCAGGCAUUUUUAGAUGUGCACCAAGCAGAAAGAUUGAGAAACAUAUUACUAAAUUACGAACCAUCCAAGCAAUCA